GUCUGAAACAUAUUACAUGCAUAUUUGGAGUUGCAGUGGUGUAGACAGAUUGGCAAUGCAUCAUAUUGAAAUGCUUUUUUAAAAAAAAAUCAUCGUGAUAUAGCCUAAUAACCAAAAUAGAGGACACCUAUGCAUCUACACCACUUAAAAUUACAACUACAAAUAUAGACUUACUGUUAAAUUAAUACCUCUCAGAGUGUCAAUCAAAACUGACCUUUAUUAUCUUUGUAUAGGCAUAAUUUUUUUUAUCAAGUUAUUGGAUUGGAAAGUAUGGUUUGGCUUAUUUGUUUCAGACAUGCUUAACAUGUUAGAUUAAGGAACAUCAUUACGCAUUUACAAAGUUACAUUUGCACAAUUCAACACAUCUGAAAAGGAGAAGGAAGAAGCAGACUUUAUUUAAUCCUACCCCUUCUCCAUGUCUAUUACCGCUAAUGAAUUCACACCAUAUCUUUUACAUGUUGACACUAAUACUUCACUUGGUUACAUUUUGUCAUUUACAUUCUGUUCUCUUCCUGUGCGAAAAGAAAGGUGUUAGAAAUAUACUCUACAUCAAAAAGCGAAUAUAAGUUAAAAUAAUGACACUAUAAACCUUGUACAGUGUUAAGGAAAAGGAAGAAAUAGAAAUAAAAGGUGAAAAAUAAGAAUUAAAAUAUACUGCAGAUAUAAUAAAUAUAGAUAUAAUAAUAUGGGGAUCUUAUUGGUGAUAAUCAAAAAAUGUUUGUGUUUGUUAACAUUGUUGAAUUUGGCAUAAUCUAUGUUAUCUAUUGUGGAGUUGUUAUUGUCGAUUGUUGUUGACUACUAACUGCAUCAAGUUUUUGUGAGUUAUAUCUUUAAUUUCCUGGUAGUCAAUGUCAUCUUUAAUUUUGAUCCAGUUCCUUCAUUUCUCUGACAUGUACUUUGGCUUCCUCCGGUCCUCCAUUAAAGUUAGAUUUUGUAGAUUGUAGAUUUUGCAGUUGGCGGUCAAAAGGCCUUGAAUUUCCCACUGCUUCAUUAUGUUAUGUGUUUUCUUUGAUGAUGUGUAUUAUGAUAUUUUAUAUAAUUUAGAUUGCUCAGGUGUUACACUUGACAUCCAGUUCUCUGACUCGGUACCUCUUUCAUGAAUAUUCAGUUUACUAUUUUUUAGCCUGUUUAUUAGAAACUACAGUAUUUAGAACUCGUCUGCUACUUUUAAGGCCAUCAAUAAAGUGUCAAUUUCAUCUGACGAGAAUCGAUCAAUCAAAAAGUACUUCUCUAACAACCGGUGUCUCAAUAAUAACUGACCUAUGACUUAUUUUCAGUCUUGACACUAAGAUGACUAGAGUAAAAGAUUUUUGUACAUCUUAGAGUGAUCAUGUGUCAAUCAAAAACUGACACAAACAUUUACGCCUACAGACAAAUUAGAGUCAGUGAACCUAAUGUACUUUUGGACUAAAGACGGAGUACCUGGAAAACCACACAGUCAUAACUGAGCUGUCUUUUCCCAGCUGGAGGCCUUCUCCACCUCCAUCAUUCUGUUUGUGAGUCGGACCUGGGAUGCAGUGACUGACCCGCUGGUUGGAUACCUGGUGAGCCGCAGCAAGCGAACGGCGAUCGGUAAACUCACUCCAUGUUAAGACAUCUCUCAAGACGACGUGGUUUGUCGCAGCUGCCUGCCUCUUUGAGACCCUCAUGAGUGUGAGACAGCCAUCUCCUUGUCAUCUAUCUCUGCCCACUCAUUUUUCCCCCAUCACACUGAGCUGUGUCACCAUGGCUACCAUUUCACACCAUGCCCACAGCCUGUGUGCCAUGUUUUCUUUCCCUUCGUCGUCUUUUAUCAGGGCUACAACGUCCCCUAUCUUUCUCUGGGUAUGUUCCUCGGAGGAGACCAGAGAGACAGAGACUCAGCCACCGCUUACAGUAAAGAUCCAACUACUCACUCACACACAAACAUGCCAGCUCUUGCAAACACACAUGCACAAAAAUAUUGCCAAACCACACUUCAGUGCACUUCCUGUCUUCUCUUGUUGGCAGGAAUGAGUGUGGAGAUGAUAGCAAUGCUGUUAGCAUCCGUCAUCCAGGGUCAGGUUGUGGCUCUGUACAACAGAGAAAAACAGGAGACCUGUGAACAGCUCGAACAUGAUGGACCUCCAAGCUCAUCUCCACCGCAUGUUGCGUCACUUCAAGAGACGCAAAAGGCUUUCCUGAUAUCAUCUAUGGUUAUUGGAGGGCUGUUUUUCAUCAGCAGCAUUGUUCUCUUUUUGGGGGUGAAGGAGCAGCAGGGCUCUGUGAGCUCCACUGAAAAAGUAAGGCCAACCUAUAUAAACUCACUGAAGAUGCUGAUCGGUCACAUUGCCUACCAACGUCUGGUCCUCGGAUUCAUGUUCAGCGCUUUUGCAUUUCAGACAUCCUUGGGAAGUUUUGCCCUUUUUUGCAGUCAUGCGGCUGGACUCAGUGAUCAGUUCCAGCACCUCCUACUGGCUUUACUGGUUUCUGCGUCAAUAGCAGUUCCUCUAUGGCAAGUAGUUCUCCUGAGAAUUGGGAAAAAGGCCACGGUUUUUAUCGGGCUCUCACUUUUCAUCCCAGCAUCAAUUUUCGUCGCCUGUGUUCCCAGCAACUUCCCUGUCUUCAUGAUGAUGUGCGUCUUGAUGGGAUUCAGCGUGGCGACUAUAUUUUUGUUACCCUGGUCCAUGCUCCCCGAUGUGGUAGAUGACUUUGCCAUGACUUAUCCCUCCUGUAAAGACCUGGAGCCACUGUUUUUUUCCUGCUAUGCCUUCUGCAAUAAGUUGGCAGGAGGCCUCGCUGUUGGACUCUCCACCUUGAUUUUGCAAUUUGUUGGAUACAGAGCUGGCGCAUGUCACCAAGGCGACAGAGUGGUGACUGCUCUAAUUGUGCUCUUUUCACCUGUUCCCAUUGUUCUACUGUUAAUCGGGAUGAUGUUCUUUCGCUCCUAUCCAAUCAAUGAGAGGAAAAGUUUGUCAAGCCAAGAAGCAGCCACAGCUGAUCCAGAAGCUCCAUCUUCAUCAUCCAAGCAAAGGGAAAAUGCAGAGCAGCCUGCUGGCGUGACGGCAAUGUCACAUCUUAACAUAUUUCAGAAGUCCAAGGCAUCACCACGUCCAGGCAACCAUGUUAAAAAUGAUACGGUGCGAUUGUCUGUCAUAUCCAUUGACCUAAAUUCUGCAAAUGACAGCAAAUCAGUCUUUCGGUCAGGUGUCAAUAAUAAAUGUGACAGGCAGAGUCUCAGCACUCAGCAGAGUUUAAUGAAGGUGUCUAGAUGCCCAAAGAAGAGAGCCAAAGUCUCUUGGGUAUAGCAAGACACAGACUUCAUAUAACAGUCUGGAAAUGUGUUUUGAUUAAAAGCUAAAUUGUUGGAUUACUCUUAAGUUAGUCAUUUCCACCCAUAAAGAGAGUGAACAGAAUACAAAUGGCAGUCAAAAGUUCUCUCAACCAAGUAAGUUGCUCUAUGUAUUUAUAGUAAUGGUAAAAAUGACAUGUUAGGCCUUUACUUUUGUCUCCCUAGCAAAUAUGUUUUCAUGAUCUUGUUAUGGGAUCCUCAUAAUGUGACUUGACACACUUCUUACAAUUAUUCUGCUUCACUGAUGACAUUGUUUUCUUAACAAUGGCGCCUGAAAUGUCCUGUGGAUUUCUGCUGCCUUUAUGCUAUGUCAUGAUGUUGUCACCUACAUGCCCCAUUGGAAUAAAAGGCAAUAACA
Dunckerocampus dactyliophorus (ringed pipefish) is the source of this 3668-nucleotide messenger RNA. It is a transcript of the gene mfsd2al2, whose product is annotated as major facilitator superfamily domain containing 2a-like 2. Gene Ontology annotation, cellular component: membrane. The coding region runs from base 1827 to 3266 and encodes 479 amino acids. NCBI's taxonomy places the organism in Eukaryota, Metazoa, Chordata, Actinopteri, Syngnathiformes, Syngnathidae. Gene Ontology annotation, biological process: carbohydrate transport. The transcript is spliced from 10 exons. Gene Ontology annotation, molecular function: symporter activity. The record is from RefSeq and is a predicted model, not a curated record.